Molecule: messenger RNA, 824 nt
Organism: Malaclemys terrapin pileata
Lineage: Eukaryota; Metazoa; Chordata; Testudines; Emydidae
Product: immunoglobulin lambda-1 light chain-like
Exons: 4
Coding region: 72-824 (250 amino acids)
Biological process (GO): immunoglobulin production; immune response
Source: RefSeq, a predicted model, not a curated record
GGGGGCAGAGACUCUCAGGCCUUCUCAGUGGAUCUGGCUAUUUUCUCCCAAGGACCUGAAAUCUCCUCACCAUGCUCUGGGCUCCCCUCAUCGUCCUACUAGGAACGUGGUGCACAGGUUCCAGCUCGCAGACUGUGGUGACUCAGCCGCCCUCAGUGUCAGUGUCCCCAGGAAACACCGUGAAACUCUCCUGCACCAUGAGCACUGGGACCAGCAUCGGUGACUACUAUGUGUACUGGUACCAGCAGAAACCUGGGAAUUCUCCACGAUACCUGCUGUAUUACUAUUCGGAUUCCAGCAAGGGCCAGGGCUCUGGGGUCCCUGCUCGCUUCUCUGGUUCCAAAGACACGUCCAGUAACGCCGGCUAUCUGACCAUCUCCGGGGUCCUGGCAGAGGAUGAGGCUGAUUAUUACUGUGCGGUGCGGAAGAGUGGCAGUGCUGUUCUACACAGUGACACAGACAGAUGGGGAAGUUCUCUCGCCCAGUACGUGCUGACUCAGCCGCCUUCAGUGUCUGUGUCUCCAGGACAAAAUGCUCAACUGACCUGCUCAGGGAACAACAUUGGUAGCAAGUAUGUGCACUGGUACCAACAGAAACCUGGCAGCGCCCCCCUACUUAUUAUAUAUGAGAAUAGCAACAGACCCUCCGGAAUCCCGGAUCGAUUCUCCGGUGUCAACUCCGGUAACACGGCCACGUUAGCCAUCACUGGAGUCCAGGCGCAGGACGAGGCUGAUUAUUACUGGAUGCCCAGGAAGGUCUCAGGCCUCCAGCCGUCACCUGUCACCGAGCAGCCGAGCAGGGACACAUGUCCUGCUCCCUUUUGA